Molecule: messenger RNA, 642 nt
Organism: Blastomyces dermatitidis ER-3
Lineage: Eukaryota; Fungi; Ascomycota; Eurotiomycetes; Onygenales; Ajellomycetaceae
Exons: 4
Coding region: 1-642 (213 amino acids)
Source: RefSeq, a predicted model, not a curated record
AUGCAGGAUCGAGAAAAUAAGGUGACUCCCAAUGAGCAUGUGGGAGUAAAAGGGCCCCAGGGUAUCCUGCCAAGUUCGUAUCACGAAUCCCCUAAUAUUUUUAGGUUCUGCCGAAUAACAUCCCUGUUGCAAGCACGUUUCAUGCUUGAGCUAAGGGGGGAAUAUAUUGUAUGUAUUAUUACGCGGAAUGGCCAUGCGCAAAUUCAAGAUAUAAAUUUAGGCUGGAAACUCAAGAGCAAACUCGAGAAAGCGCUCUUGGCGACUUCUGCAAUGAAGCUGUACAACAUUCGGCCCAGAGUGGGGAGGGAGGUCGUAUUGUGGAUGUGGAUAGAGCGUGAUAACCCGCCAAACGAAACCCAAAGCACGCUCCAUGGCCUGCUCGCGGUGUUGGAUGAGGAUAUGCAGUUGUUAUUGUAUUAUUGUUAUGUUAUGCAUGGCAAUAAUGAAGAGCCAAUGCAGGUCCCUGGAAGAGAAGUAGAAAGAUGGCGAAAAGGUCCGAAGUCCACGGGAUGUGAUAUGUUCCUCUUAAAUGCGGGUGCAAUGUGCAAUGCUAUUGUGUCGCUGCGUGGAUUUGUCCAGAGUAUCACAACUCGUCAGAGGCGGGAUAACCUUACGAACGAAGCUCUAACAGUACAGACUUGA